Messenger RNA from Triplophysa rosa, 4961 nucleotides. It is a transcript of the gene cacna2d4b, whose product is annotated as calcium channel, voltage-dependent, alpha 2/delta subunit 4b. Gene Ontology annotation, cellular component: voltage-gated calcium channel complex. NCBI's taxonomy places the organism in Eukaryota, Metazoa, Chordata, Actinopteri, Cypriniformes, Nemacheilidae. Gene Ontology annotation, molecular function: voltage-gated calcium channel activity. Bases 644 to 3922 code for a protein of 1092 amino acids. The transcript is spliced from 37 exons. The record is from RefSeq and is a predicted model, not a curated record.
UCGCGCCAUCUCUCCGCCCCGUGCCCGAGAACCCAUCGUGGGGGAGAGUGUAAUCCAACUGGAUUACUCUGUAAAUUGGGUGAUGGAGAUUGGACGCUCUGUUAGUGAAUCUGAACGGCAGCACACAGUUGUAGUGACUCCACACUCAUCAUCCGUUCCCGUUUGUGUGAAUUGAUGUUUUUUUUAGUGUUUGUGUUUAUUUUGCAACAGGGAUUAUUUCAUAGAACCGUGAAAUUUUGCAGAGCAACACAAAUUAUUUUUUGAAGAUGACAUAAGGGAGGGAUAGAGGUUUUUAAAAAGAAAAAGAGAGAAAAACAGAAAAGGAGUAAUUGGAUUACUUGGAUUAUAUGUAUCAUCCUGAAUAUGAGGAUCGCUGAUUAGUUUAAGUGUGAGUUCAAGGAAAGUUUUUGGAAGAUCUGAACAUGAUUCUGAUGUGGAUGGCCAGGCCUUCUGGACACUUUCGGAUGUGCAGGCUGCACAGUUGAUGUGGAGCUCUCCGGAAGACCAUCAUGCCAUCAUGAAAAAACCCAUUUGGAAACAGUUGAAUGGAAGUCAAACUACAUUUUCUGUAGUAAUACUGGAGUAGAGGAUUCUGAGGAUCUGUUUCACAUGACUGUUUAUAAUACAACUGUGGCCCUUAAGGAUGGUCAUCAGCAUCAUGGGUCAUAGAAGAUGGUCUUUGGUGACAUUCCUCAUGGUGUAUGCUGGCUGGCUCUGUAUCUUUACACAUGCUCAGAUGAAAAUCCCACCAGAGACAGUUCAGAAAUGGGCCAGUACUCUUUCACAGCAAAUAAUUGCCAUUGCAUCAAAAUAUUCAGGAGCUCCUCUCUUACAAAAGAAACUCAAAGAUGUUGAGCCCAUCAUUAAAAUUGAGGAGGUGAAUGGAGCACGGCUAGUUCUGGAAUUUUCCGAUGAAAUCGAGAGAAUGCUGGGAAGCAAGAUGAAGUCUGUGAAGAGGCUGGCAGACACAGCUGAGGAUGCUGAUUUGUAUCACGAGUUUAAUGCGUCUUUACAGUUUGACUAUUUCAAUGCGUUAUUGGUGAAUACUAUGGAUGAAGAGGGAAAUUUCAUUGAACUCGGAGGUGAAUUUCCAUUAGAGGAGAAUGAGCAUUUCAACAAGCUUGCUGUCAACACUUUAAUGAGCGACAUUCAAGUUCCAACCAAUGUCUACAACAAAGAUCCAGACAUUCUCAAUGGAGUUUAUAUGUCAGAGGCCUUGAAUGAUGUGUUCAUUAGUAACUUCCAGAAAGAUCCUACACUCACAUGGCAAUAUUUUGGCAGCUCAACAGGGUUCUUCAGACUAUAUCCAGGAAUAAAAUGGACUCCCGAUUCAAAUGGCGUUGUCUCUUUCGACUGCCGAAACAGAAACUGGUAUAUCCAAGCUGCCACUUCUCCUAAGGAUAUUGUCAUUGUGGUGGAUGUCAGUGGCAGUAUGAAGGGUCUGAAAAUGACCAUUGCCAAACACACCAUUAACACUAUCCUGGACACUCUUGGGGAAAAUGACUUUGUCAAUGUUAUUGCUUACAGCGAUUACAUCCGCUAUGUGGAGCCCUGUUUUAAAGGAACGUUGGUGCAGGCUGACUUGGACAACCGAGAGCAUUUCAAGCUGCUUAUUGAGGAACUUCACGUGAAGGGAGAAGCCACAGUCAAAAAAGCCAUGAAGGAGUCUUUCCGCAUCCUUGCUGACGCCAGAGCAAAUGGUCAGGGCAGCCUAUGUAACCAAGCAAUUAUGUUGAUCACAGAUGGAGCCAUGGAGGAUUUCCAAUCAGUGUUUGAAGAGUUCAACUGGCCGGACAAGAAGGUUCGGGUUUUCACUUACCUUAUUGGCAGAGAUAUGACCUUCUCAGAAAACGUCAAAUGGAUCGCCUGCAACAAUAAGGGGUAUUAUACGCACGUCUCUACACUGGCUGAUGUACAGGAGAACGUCAUGGAAUAUCUUCAUGUUCUUAGUCGACCAAUGGUUAUCAACCAUGAUCAUGACAUCAUCUGGACUGAGGCGUAUAUGGACAGUGUGCUGUUCAAAAGCAAAGCACACAGUUUGUUGCUCAUGACGUCCGUGGCCAUGCCAGUGUUCAGUAAGAAGAAAGAAACACUUUCUCAUGGCAUUCUGCUAGGAGUGGUGGGAACUGACGUCCCCCUUAUGGAAGUCAUGAAAAUAGCAUCACGAUAUAAGCUUGGUGCACAUGGCUACGCCUUCCUCAUCACAAACAACGGAUACAUCCUGGCACAUCCUGAUUUGAGACCUCUGUACUAUGAUGGGAAGAAGUUAAAGCCUAAGCCGAACUACAACAGCGUGGAUCUGUCUGAGGCAGAGUGGGAAGACACAGAAGACAGCUUAAGAACAGCCAUGGUGAAAGGAGAGACCGGUACUUUGAGUUUAGAUGUGAGAGCAGCUGUGGAUAAAGGGAAAAGACCCGUAUUCCUUAAAAACGAUUAUUUCUACACAUCCAUCAACGAGACUCCUUUUAGUUUUGGGAUGGUGCUCACAAGAGGUCACGGGCAGUACAUGUUCUUUGGGAAUGUUUCUGUGGAGGAAGGCCUUCAUGACCUCCAGCAGCCAGAUCUCUCUUUAGCCAAUGAAUGGACGUAUUGCGAGACGGACAUUGACCCACACCAUCGGAAGCUCACUCAGCUGCAGGCUGUGGUCCGGUACCUGACUGGGAAAGAGCCAGACUUGGAGUGUGAUGAGGUUCUGCUACAGCAGACUCUUUUCGAUGCUGUGGUAACAGCACCACUGGAGGCUUACUGGACCGCUCUAACACUGUCCGCCACGGGUGUAGAUGAAGGCAUGGAGACGGCUUUCCUGGGAACCCGCUCCGGUCUGAUGCGUGUCAUUAGAUAUGCAGGAAGUGAGAAACGAGCGGGCAAGAAGUUCUUGACACCUCUGGACAAAGCGAACCUCUUCACUGUUGACCACUUUCCCAUCUGGUAUCGCCUGGCUGCUGAGAACAAACCUGGUCAAUUCUUCUUUUAUGUCCCGCAUGAUGACAUCAACAAAGGAAGGAACACUUUCGUGGCAGUAACAACCGUCACAGCGACUGAAGGGAAGAAAACAGCCCUUGCUGGAGCUAUUGGAAUGCAAGCAUCCCUGGAUCUGCUGGAGAGAUUGUUCUUUUCUGUUGCCAAACAACCAAAUGACGCAGAUUGCAGUGAUGUGGAGGGGAUUUGUCCUCUCAGUUGUGAGAGCAUUGAUGUAAACUGUUACCUGGUUGACAAUAAUGGAUUCGUACUCCUUUCAAAGGAAAGAGGAGAUGUUGGUAAAUUUUUUGGGGAAAUAGAUGGAUCAGUCAUGGCCCAGCUACUUAAAUCAGGCUUGUAUAAAAGGGUGACACUCUAUGACUACCAGGCCAUGUGUAAGAAUGUUCACCAUCACUCUAGUGGAGCAAGACCACUGCUCAGUCCUUUCUAUGGCCUACUGGCGUUAAUAAAGUGGUUCUUCUCAAACUUCAUGAUGUUUUUAUUGGAGUUCAACAUCUGUGGACUUUGGCAUAAUGACUAUGUAGUGGAUGCAUACAACAAACAGAAGAAAGCUGAUCUAAUGCAGCCUUGCAACACCGAAUAUCCCGGCUUCAUGUAUGACACAUCAAUCCGUGAGACAAACAGCAUCAUCAAAUGCGGCCGUUGUCAGAAGAUGUUUGUCCUGCAGCAGGUAUACAACACUAACCUGGUGCUGCUGGUGGUCCAGGCAGACUGUGACUGCUCUCGACAGUAUGCUCCUAUCACUCUCACGCCAAAGGAGGUCAAAUAUAAUGCCACAGUUAAGUGCAACAGGAUGAAAUCUCAGAAGAUUCGAAGACGACCCGAGUCUUGUCACGCAUACCAUCCACAUGAAAACGCCAGUGACUGUGGUGGAGCAUGCGAGAUAGCCAUGUGUCUUACACUGUUCUUCAUGUGUUUGGUCACAUCGUUGGGCCUUGGCUGAAUUUUAAGAAAGGAAAGAAAAGAAAACAACCCCACAAAACUGCUAAUUAUCAACUGUGAAUCCAAGCAACAGGCAUGCCAUGGUGCAAAAUGACAAUAAAACUAAGUUGGUUAAUAUUAUACAGCAACCCUGCCCCCUACUGGACUCAACGUGUCAAUACUUUUUACUGGGACCAACUGCGUCUGAGAUAUAAUCUUAGAUUUUCUCUUGUGACUUGAUGUUAUACAUCAGCUCUUGUUAUUCCUACAAUAUUUUCAGGAGUAUAUUGAAAGUUUCAAAGAUGCAGCGCAUAUAGUGAUAGCAAAGUGCUGUUUAUUUUCAUGAGGUAGCAUGUUUUUGAGACAUUUUCAGAAAUUUUGGAUUUUUUUAUUUUUAUUUAGUAGAAACACAAGAUAUUUGUGUUAAAAUGACCGGAGCUGUUGAGGUCAAGGCAUGUACAUUUGAAUACGACCCAAAAGCCAAACACAAUUCAUGGAGGCAGACUAAUGUUUCUUGGGUUUUUCCUUUGGGAAGUCUGUGAACCUGCAACAAACUACAGAUGGAUGCAUUUUGUGAUUCAAAAAUCUUUGUUCUUGUCUUGAUUAGUUUUUGUAAGAGUCGACCUUAUCAUAUAGACUUGGGGGGAAAAGUGUUCAAUUUAAUUUUUAAGUCCUGUACUUGCCUUUGCAAAAAUGAACUAAGGUUAAACUAUUAACUAUCAUUUAUCUCUUUUUAGUAAAUCCACAGUAGCCACACAUUUAGUAAAGCUGUGGUCAUAUAUAAGUUAAUCAAUAUCCAAAAAAUUGCAUUUUACUAUUAAAAGCACGUUUCAUUUUUGUAAGGGUCCCUAUUAUCACAUUGCAGUUCUAUCUAUUGAUAGAUCAAUAGAUUUAUCAAUAAAUCCUAUUAAGACAUUUGGAAAAAUUGUAUUAAAAAAUUAUUUUGCAUUUUCAAGUUACAAGUACUUGAUAAAGUGCUUUUAGUACCUUACUAUUUGCUGUAGAAAAUUUUGUUUGCAAAAAUGUCAACAAGUGUUAAUUAAACAUUUUUGUUACAUUCA